Lottia gigantea (owl limpet) is the source of this 1170-nucleotide messenger RNA. RefSeq lists its product as hypothetical. The transcript has a single exon. The record is from RefSeq and is a predicted model, not a curated record. The coding region runs from base 1 to 1170 and encodes 389 amino acids. Lineage: Eukaryota; Metazoa; Mollusca; Gastropoda; Lottiidae.
AUGAAACCCAAUCAAGGUCGAAAUCAAGUGGUUGCUAGGAAUACUCAUAAGCGUAGUGAUGAAGAGUUAGCUGUUAGUGGUAAUAGAUUAGUUAAUAAUGGUGUCGGUGAAAGUAGUGACGACACAACCUCAUUGCAGGAGAAUCUCUUUGAAUCUGUCGGUGAUAAUCUAGAAACAUCUUUAGUUCAAAACGAUGUGUUAAAUCAACAUAGAAAUCCCCCAAUUCCUUAUGUACAGAAUCAAGUUCAUGGUGAACCAAUUUCUGCUCGUCCGAAAGUGGCUAAUGUACCUGGUAAUGGAGUCUCAAACUUCCAGAAGUCAGGUGACAGUAAAUCGUUUCGUGAAAAACUUGGCAAAUUUAUUAAACCACAAGUUAUAGGAUUGAAACUAAGCCAGUUUAAUUUGUUUGGCAAAAAUUAUAAAGUGAAUAAAGGAGAGACAUCGUCUAAUUGUAGACCACAAGCAAAUCAUAAUGUGUUAGUUGAUGAAACCAGUCCUUUAAAUCCACCUGAAGAAAAUCACAGCAAUUUACACCGUCAAACAGAAGUUUAUUUACAAAAUGGUCAAACACAUACAAGACCUACUAAUCUCGCCUUGCAGGUCAUGGGAAAUCAGUGCACUACAGAUCAUGACAAUAUUUCCCCAUCUUAUAUUGAAAAUAGGCUAGGAUUUGCUGAAGUUGGGGUUGCCAAGUUGCAUCAGUCAAAUGACCCACAAUCUUCUGUAUUAAGGGUAAAAAAUGGAGUACAAUCUAAAAGUACAUCAGAUCUGAGUCCCGCUAAAAAGUCUAAAUUACAAGAGACUGUGAUUGGUAAUUCAGCUGAUGGUCAGAGCAGACGACCAACAUCUUUAUCAUUGAAAGAUUCAUCAGAAUCGCCUGUCAAUAGUGAUGGGGACACGAUUCGACGAUCAGCACCAAAUAUGGUCCACAAGGACCACAAAAACACUAACUCUAGUGAUAAGAUAAAACGGAGAGUUAAAACACCAGUACUAGUUAACAAGUCAAGAUUUUCACUUUAUGAUGAUAGGCUUAUGUUUCAAAGUGACAUUGUACAAAAUAAUUCUUGUGUUAAACAACUGCCAAAGACAAGCACCAGUUUUCAUCAGUUAAAGACUUUUACAAGUUCAGACCAGAAAAACACUGAUAAUACUAAUUUAGUUAUAAUUUAG